UUUCAGUGCUUGUGGGUUGUCAAAACAGUUGUAAGAAUAAAGUGAAAAUAUUUAUUAAGUGCCGAAACUAUGGAUGACUAUUCGGAAUAUGAAAUGGAUGCAGUUGAUCCAGACGAAUAUGAAGCGAUGUUAGAAGAAGAGGAACGUGAACGAUAUGAAGCUCUUAGUUCGAAUCAGAAUAACGUAGUUAAUAAAACUUCAGAUAAUAUAAGUACACAGGCAUCUAUGUUCACACAACCAGCUACGUCUGAAAAACAUAUUGAAAAUGAUGAAGGAAAUAUUCCAUCUACCGUUCAACGUACACGAAAAGAUUUCUCUACGGUGUUGGCUAGCAUCGACGGCUUCAACGAUUCGAAUACAGAUGACUUUACUGAUAUAUAUGGUUUUGAAAAUGAAAACCAAAAUAAAUCAAAAUCAAAAAAACGUUCCAUCGAAGAUGUUUUUGGUGAUAUUGAUGAUAUUAUAUUAGAGGAACAAAUUCGAAAGAAACCUAAAGAUGAUACAAGAACGAAGCAAUUAGCAUUAAUUGAUCGUAUUUUAGAAAUGCGUAAAUUAUACAAAGAACAGUACAAUGCGAUAUCUUCGAUUACGGGUAGUGUUACGAAUUCACGGCAUAAUGUUACUUACAAUCGAAAUAGAAACUUAGAUAAUAUCUCAGAAAUUGUACCACGAUGGCCGUCAAUCCCGAUCAAAAAAGCUAAUGGUGAAAGAUUGUAUAUUCGUUUCCAUUCUGAACAAUACAUGGAAGAGGAAUUACAAAAUGUAGCGUCAAAAAAUGAUUUUAAAGGAUUUAUUGGUAGUUCAUUUAAACCUGUUUGGGAAGAAGCACAAAAGAUUGUUGGUAAAUUAUAUUCAAAUGAAAAUAAAAUUCUGGAAACUAAAGAUGAAAUCGUAAUAGAUGAUUCGAAUCAACUAUGGGUUGAAAAAUAUAAACCGCGAAAAUACUUCGAACUCUUAAGCGAUGAAGAGACAAAUAAAACUUUAUUACGUUGGAUAAAACUAUGGGAUAAACUUGUUUUUAAUCGUGCACCAAAAAUCAAAGCGAAACCUAAAGAACCUACAUCAAAAUGGGAACAGAAACAAGAAAUGGAAUUUAAAUUGGAUGAAGAUAAUCGUCCUUUGCAUAAGGUGGCUUUAUUAUGCGGACCACCAGGCUUAGGAAAAACUACAUUAGCUCAUAUGAUAGCAAAACAUGCGGGAUAUAAUGUUGUGGAAAUAAACGCUUCGGAUGAUCGCAGCGUUGAGGCCUUUAAAAAUGUUUUAGAGAAUGCCACACAAAUGAAAUCUGUUCUAGAUAAAGAAAAUCGUCCAAAUUGUUUAAUUUUGGAUGAAAUUGAUGGUGCUCCAAUACAAGCUGUGGAUUAUUUAAUCAAAUUUAUAAAUGGAACACAUAAAGUUAAGGGUAAAAAGGCUGGUAAAAAACCGUCGAUUUUAAAACGUCCCGUAAUUUGUAUUUGUAAUGACGUUUAUACGCCGGCUUUACGGAAUUUACGUGCGAUUUCAUUUGUUAUUCAUUUUCCAUCGAUUGCUAAUACACGUUUAAGUGAACGCUUAAUGCAAAUUGCACGAUUGCAAAAUGUUAAAACCGAUGUUGGAGCUCUGUUGGCAUUAUGUGAGAAAACUCAAAAUGAUAUUCGUGCGUGUUUAUCCGUUUUACAUUUUUUCAAAUCACAAAAUAAACCAGUGAAAUUAACGGAUGUUUAUAAAUCAAAUAUCGGACAAAAAGAUACACAAAAAACAUUAUUUAAUGUUUGGGAGGAGAUAUUUCAAAUUCGACGGUGUCGUCCAAAUGAAAUUGAACAAUGUAGUGUGAUAAAUGUAUUACCAACAUUAGAUAAACGUUUACAUGAUAUUUUACGUACGGUUGGUAGUUUUGGUGAAUAUGAUCGUUUAAUGUUAGGUGUUUUUGAAAAUUAUUUAAAAUUAAAUUUAACUGAUUUUAAAAUUGAUGCAAUUUGUGAUGGUUUGGACUGGUUUAUGAACAAUGAUAUAUUGAAUAAAGUUAUUUAUGAACAUCAAAAUUUUGUGUUGUUACCGUAUGUACAAUAUAGUUUUGUUAUGUGGCAUUUCUUGUUUUCAACAUUGAAAAAACCGAAAAUUGUUUAUCCAAAUGCUGAUUAUGAGGCAUUAAAGAAAAGUCAAGAAACCAAAUCAAUAUUACGCGAUUUAGUGAACGGAAUGGCACCAAAAAUGCGUAUUUAUGUACAGACAACGCCAUUUGUAUGUGAUACAUCAUCGUAUAUCUUAGAUAUUAUUUGCCCACAAAUGAAUUCUGUUAAUAUUAGUUUAUUAAAAUCCGAAGAUAAAAAAGUUUUAGAGAACGUUGUGGAUGUUAUGAUUUCAUAUAAUUUAAAUUAUAUCCAAGAACGUGAUGAAACUGGUACAUAUACAUUCCGUUUGGAUCCAAAUAUAGAACAAUUAAUUAAUUUUGGCAAAAAUCAAAACGAACAUCGUCAAUUAUCGUACUCGGCAAAACAAUUGAUUGCACGGGAAGUGGAAUUGGAAAAAAUGCGACGUCUUGAAUUGAAUAUUGCUGAUUUUAAAAUUGGAGGUGAUGAUAUGGAGACUAGUCAAUUGGAGGACCCCAGUAUCUCAAGUACACCCACAAGAUCAACUCAAAAUCAUUUAAUGAAAUUGCAGCCGAAACAAUUGGGCUCAACUACUGAAACAACUAAGAAGGUCUAUCGUGAUUUUUUUGGACGCAUUAUCAGCCAACCUGUCUUAGCUGCUUCAGUAAUUCAAAGAGAGGUGUCCAAUAUGAAUAAAGGUGAUAUAUGGUAUCAUUUUAAAGAAGGGUACAAUAAUGCUGUUCGGAAGAAUAUAAAAAUCGAUUAUUUUAAGUGA
Chrysoperla carnea is the source of this 2844-nucleotide messenger RNA. It is a transcript of the gene cutlet, whose product is annotated as chromosome transmission fidelity protein 18 homolog. The record is from RefSeq and is a predicted model, not a curated record. Gene Ontology annotation, molecular function: ATP binding; ATP hydrolysis activity. Bases 70 to 2844 code for a protein of 924 amino acids. The transcript has 5 exons. NCBI's taxonomy places the organism in Eukaryota, Metazoa, Arthropoda, Insecta, Neuroptera, Chrysopidae.